This is a messenger RNA of Enhydra lutris kenyoni (northern sea otter), 1896 nucleotides long. RefSeq names its product alkB homolog 3, alpha-ketoglutaratedependent dioxygenase (gene ALKBH3). Gene Ontology annotation, molecular function: dioxygenase activity. The transcript has 10 exons. Gene Ontology annotation, cellular component: nucleus. The record is from RefSeq and is a predicted model, not a curated record. Bases 754 to 1614 code for a protein of 286 amino acids. Lineage: Eukaryota; Metazoa; Chordata; Mammalia; Carnivora; Mustelidae. Gene Ontology annotation, biological process: DNA alkylation repair; DNA repair.
GGAGUCGGUGUUCCACUGUUAAGGUUCCCCGACAGCCGGUGGCGACGCGGGUCUGGGCCAGCGGGGUUCGUUCCAGGACCGGGUGGGUUUGUACCUGCGCGCCGGCUCCGCCGGCUGCUGUGGGGUCCCCGCUCCCCGCUGGGCGGCUGGGCCUUUGGGGACCGCCCCCUGAGGAUCCUCCCGCGUCGACCUCCAGGACCGCGUCCCGGGGCUCCUGGAAGAUAAGACUCGAAAAUAGGGCAAGUUGCAAGCGCUGCUUGAGGACCAGGCUUUUUCACCGCCGAGGAUCUCCUGAUCUGCGCUUUAGCCGCGAGAGAGGUCUUGGUCCCGCUCUUUACAGAGGAAGAAACUCGGGCCGGGAAAGGUGAAGUCAGCUGACCGGUCAUGCGGCCGGGAGCUGCCAGAUUUAGAUUCGGAGCGAGUCAGGCUGGCGCCCGAGCUCUCGGCGUUUGCCUUCUGCGGGGUUCUCGAGCUUUAUGUGGGGGAAGAACCCCGGGGUGGAAGGUGGGCUUGCUUAGCAGUUUCUGGGCCACAACAUCGGUUAGGUCUGGGUUGGGGCUCUGAAAUCUCUCUUUUCAGCAGCUGUGCCCUGGCCCAUAACAGCGUACUUCUCCCUUGGGAACAGAGCGAGGACUACAGCUACGGGUGUUCAGAGCUUUUGACCCUCCCGUUGAGAGAAAGUAAAUAUACCCUCGUGUGGUUUUAAUCAGGAAUGAAAUCUGAAAGCUAAGAGCAGAAGCGUUUUUGGUCAAUAUGGAGGACAAAAGACAGCGAGCCCGAGUGCAGGGAGCCUGGGCUGGUCCCCUUAAGAGCCAGGCCCCUGCUCAGCCAGCCCCCCCUGCUAAGAGCCGUCUCCUCCAGAGACCUGGUCACACAUGGAUGAGCAAGGAGCGUCACCUUUCAGACAGACAGUUUGUGUUCAAAGAACCCCAGCAAGUAGUACGCAGAGCUCCAGAGCCACGAGUAAUUGACAAAGAGGGUGUGUAUGAAAUCAGCAUGUCACCCACAGGCACAUCUAGGGUGUGUUUGUAUCCUGGCUUUAUUAACUUAAAAGAAGCUGACUGGGUAUUGGAACAGCUUUGUGAGGUCGUUCCCUGGAAACAGAGGACUGGCAUCAGAGACGAUGUAACUUACAAGCAACCAAGACUUACAGCAUGGUAUGGAGAACUUCCUUACACUUAUUCAAGAAUCACUAUGGAACCAAAUCCUCACUGGCAUCCUGUGCUGCGCACACUGAAGGACCAAAUCGAAGAAAACACUGGCCACACCUUCAACUCCUUGCUCUGCAAUUUGUACCGAAACGAGAAGGACGGUGUUGACUGGCACAGCGACGAUGAACCUUCGCUAGGGAGAUGUCCCGUCAUCGCUUCACUGAGCUUUGGUGCCACACGCACUUUUGAGAUGAGAAGGAAACCCCCACCAGAAGAGAACGGAGACUACACGUACGUGGAGAGAGUGAAGAUACCCUUGGAUCAUGGGACCUUGUUAAUCAUGGAAGGAGCGACACAAGCUGACUGGCAGCAUCGAGUGCCCAAAGAGUACCACUCUAGAGAACCAAGAAUAAACCUGACCUUUCGGACAGUUUAUCCAGACCCUGGAGGGGCGCACUGGUGAUGUGAGAGCUUUGAGAGAGAAGCUGUGCCAAGACUGAGCAAAUCUUCCACCGUGAAGAAACUUCCAGAGGCUGGUCCAGCUGAUCUCGCAGGGAGGUUGUUCAGAAGACAAGGGUGGGAUUUGCUUCCCAGCUUCAGAGUCCUAUUGAAUGACAGCCGGCGGGUCAUAUUCAUACUAUGUUUACUGUGGGAACAGUACCCCUAAUCACAUCUUAAAAUCACAGAGCUUCUUUAGGCAAAUUAAAAACUGCUGUGGCUGUGCUCACGGUGGGUUUGUCCUUGA